Macrobrachium nipponense is the source of this 1707-nucleotide messenger RNA. RefSeq lists its product as uncharacterized. The record is from RefSeq and is a predicted model, not a curated record. The transcript is spliced from 3 exons. The coding region runs from base 25 to 1401 and encodes 458 amino acids. NCBI's taxonomy places the organism in Eukaryota, Metazoa, Arthropoda, Malacostraca, Decapoda, Palaemonidae.
AACACGGAGAUCGUGAAAGGUCCAAUGGGGGUCUCCAGAAGCUCACAAGAGUUGAGCAAUGGUGGCUCAACGGUAUGUCUCCUCAAAGAACAAAUGGAAAUUGAUCCGGAUCAUCACAAUGACGAGGAAGUCGAGGAAUCGUCAGGAUGUCCCCACCUGGACGGACCUGACCCGAGUUCCUUCGUGCCGCAACCAUCAGGCAUCCCUUCAGAACCGCAGAGGCAGUUCAUGGGCCGCCCCACUUACACUAUGACCACCCCGGAAUUCGCCGUGGAGACCAUACACCCUCACAGCGAACUCAUUCUGAUCCUCGUCGAGGGAAUGAACGAGCCGGGAGAAUCCGGCAACCCUCCAGAGCCUCCUUCGUGGUUCGACAGGGAGCUCUUCGACCGCGGGCGGGAAUUCUACCGACGGUACCUGUCCUCUGUCUGCUUCUCCAAUCUCCUGUCUUUAGUGUUCAUGAUGGCUCCCAAACGUGGCCUGGCUCCGCUGAUUUACACCGGCCAGUCAGACACUCCCAUGAAAGCCCUCAAGAGGUACUACUCUACCUUGAUGCACGUGGUCACGUGGUACACCGGCGAUGUUUGGGACCCGGAAGACGACGCGCACAAAGAUGUCAUGUCCAUUAGGUCUAUCCACGGGAAAGUAGCCCGCCAGUGUAACGCGCCAGAGGAAAACGAACAGUUGAGGAAGAUAAAAGUUAGUGAAAGAGGACAUCCCGAGCCAGAGUCUCCUUUUUAUCCUUCCAUUAGGGACGAUUUGCGCCAUCAGACUGAGAGCAGGUUGCUCAGUUACAACACAGAGAACCCUUGCCUUUACCUCAGCCAGAGCGACAUGGCACUGACCCAGUACGCUUUCAUGGGACUAGUGGUGGCUCAUCCGGAGAAGCUAGGCGCUGGGGCAGCUACUGAGGAAGAGUUCGCUGGGUUCAUCCACUUCUGGAGGGGUAUUGGGUGGCUCUUGGGCAUUGACGACAAGUACAAUUUCUGCCGUGGCAGUGUGAAAGAAACGCGAGCAUUAUGUUUAGAGGUGGAGCAGAAGAUUGCCUUAGCUUUCCUAGCAGAAGCCGACUGGAAUUAUGAACACAUGGCCACAGCCCUCUUGACUGGAAUGAGCUACAUUGCUAAGUCUAUGUCAUUCCCAGCAAUGUUCAGAUACCUGGCGUACACGCUGGAUAUCUCAGUACCCUCGUUUGUUAAGCGAAUGUCCUACCGCCAGUGCUUCUACUAUUGGGUUUGGGUCAUCACUUUCAAGCUCAUGUGGUUUUUCCCAAGACUUACGUCGCUUACUAGUUAUGCUUUUGGCAGUAUGGUCUAUCAUAUUCGUGGGAAAUCUCAUGGUAAGACAAUUCGAAAUGGUGUGUGCCCUAGGGCUGCAGCUUCCCUCAUGAAACAUUCCUAGCACCCAGAAGUGAAUGAUUGAGAGUGCUCAGAAAUGCGUAGCCAUUGUAAGUGAAUUCCUAAGGUAGAUCAUUUCAUUGUAAAUAAUAUUUUCUAGUCAUUACUGUUUUUUUUUCAUGAAGGUGCUUCUCAAUAGACAAUGCUGAACUUGACCUAAUGUUACUGAAUAAGAAUAGCUGUUUAUUCUGUAAGAAGUUUGAGUCAGACUUAAUUGUUAUGUUAACAUUGUGAUUUAUUUCAAAUGCCAGUAUUUCGAAAUGUUAUUUGUAUAUAAACGACUUUAUAUAAAGGAGUAAGUACUUUAGAA